UGUCACUGUCAAUUUUUCACCUUAUCGACAAUAACCUUAAAAUUGCUGAAAAGAUUAACUCAAAAAGAUGAAAUUCGAAACGAUUCUAUACUCAUUUUAAGUUAAAUAACGCUUUAAGUUGCUAAAUAUAUUUUAAAUGAUCCCAUUUUAACUUAAAAAUGUCUUUACUAACAGUUCAAUUGAGGUUAUGUAAAUCAAUAAAAAAUGCAAUAAUAUUAAAGAAACAUAUAAGAUUCACAACUAGUCAAGUAUUGAGAGAAAAAUCAGCUUCAAAUUUUACUCAUUUUGAGGUUAUCAAUGAUCAAAACGAAUUAACCAAGAAUUUUCCAUUAAAACCGACUGUAAUACCAUCAUGGAAACCCACCCCGUCGACUGAUAAAUCAAAUUUGAUUCAGCAUUAUUUAAAAUUAUCAAAAAUUCGGUUAACAGGUUUAGUUGUCAUAACAUCAAUGGCGGGUUAUGCUAUGGCCCCCGCUCCCUUUGAAUGGCCAACAUUCACUCUUUUAGUUCUUGGAACAGGACUUUUGUCAGGUGCUGCAAAUGCCGUUAAUCAAUAUCAUGAGGUUCCAUUUGAUGCUCAAAUGUCCAGAACAAAACAUCGAGUAUUAGUUUGUGGAAAAUUAACCCCGUUGCAUUCGAUGAGUUUUGCUUCAAUAUCAAGUAUUUUAGGGUUAUCAUUACUUUAUUAUGGUGUAAAUCCAUUAACUGCGUAUUUAGGACUUUGUAAUUUAGUACUUUAUACAUCAAUUUAUACUCCUAUGAAGAGAAUAAGUAUUUUAAAUACUUGGGUUGGAUCAAUUGUCGGUGCUAUUCCUCCUUUAAUGGGUUGGGCUGCUUGUUCUAAUUAUUUAGGUCCUGGUGCUUGGUUAAUGGCAGCCUUAUUAUAUUCCUGGCAAUUUCCUCACUUUAACGCAUUAUCAUGGAAUUUACGACCAGAUUAUUCCCGAGCUGGGUACAGGAUGAUGGCUGUUACAGACCCUGGUUUAUGUAGGAGAGUUGCUUUAAGACAUACAGUGGCAAUUUUCGGCUUAUCCGCGUUAGCACCACUUCUUGAUACAACAAAUUAUUGGUUCUUAUUAGAAAGUGCUCCGUUAAACUUAUAUUUUAUUUAUUUAGCUCAUAACUUUUACAAAGAUUCAUCAGGACAGAGUUCUAGAAAACUUUUUAGGUUUUCUUUGAUACAUUUACCUAUUUUGAUGGGGUUAUUUCUGUUGAACAAAAAGAAAUGGUUCGUUUUUGAUGAAGAUGAAGAAAAGGAUGUAAAUAAAAGUGAAAAUAAAUUGUAAA
Messenger RNA from Onthophagus taurus, 1287 nucleotides. It is a transcript of the gene Cox10, whose product is annotated as Cytochrome c oxidase assembly factor 10. Gene Ontology annotation, cellular component: mitochondrial membrane; mitochondrion. Gene Ontology annotation, biological process: heme A biosynthetic process. Lineage: Eukaryota; Metazoa; Arthropoda; Insecta; Coleoptera; Scarabaeidae. Gene Ontology annotation, molecular function: protoheme IX farnesyltransferase activity. The record is from RefSeq and is a predicted model, not a curated record.